Neolamprologus brichardi is the source of this 4001-nucleotide messenger RNA. It is a transcript of the gene sowahca, whose product is annotated as sosondowah ankyrin repeat domain family Ca. The record is from RefSeq and is a predicted model, not a curated record. Gene Ontology annotation, molecular function: protein binding. Lineage: Eukaryota; Metazoa; Chordata; Actinopteri; Cichliformes; Cichlidae.
GUGAGCGCCCCCUGUCUGACAGAGCUAAACACUGGUCUUCCCAUGGAGGAGAGGAGGAGGCCAGAGAAGAAGAUGCUGUCAUCCUCUCCUUAAGCGAAUGAGCGCGUUAAUGGGCUCAUUUUUAAACCUUCUUGCGCAAAUAACCCAGUGAUCUUUGCGCUCUGUUUGAGUCGUUCAGGACGAGGACGAUGAUGAUGAUGGCGUCCCGCUGCACAGUGCAAGCCGUGCAGGAGUUCCUGUCGGAGAGAGGAGGGAGGGUCCAACAGAUGGAGCUGAUCGAUCAUUUCCUAUCGCUGAAUGAACAGUCGAAGGAAGGGGUGGAUCGCGAGGUGCUGAAAAGCAUUGUUGACAGCGUGGGUUUCGUGAAGGUAGAAAACGGCGUGAAAUUUGUGUGUUUGAACAGUGAAGGCAGCGGGGCGUCGGUGAUGCGUACGGACGUAGAUGGCCACGACGGUGCGGAGUGCAAUGGCAACAUCCAAGAGACGCUGGACAACAACUGUGUCAACGGCAAUCAUGAUAAGGGCGACCAAACAGGUGUCCACUUUCCACUGGACAAUGACAAACAGACAAAUGGCAAUAAGAAACCUGCAACCCCAUCCCAGAGCAAGACCAGCACAGGAGUUCCUAUCCCUGGUGGAGGAGGUGAAGUGAAGCUGAGAGACAGAAGGAGACGAGAGUCAGCUCCAGUUCUUGGGAUGCCAGAUCUCGACCAGGCCCAACCUGGAGGAUCCCAUAACCAGCAGACAAGAGGGGCACGCAGGGUGUCUAGAGGUUCACAGCGGGCCAUGCUGACCAGCUGCCUGUCUGAAGACAGUGCUCUGGAGGGACUGGACCAUAUAGGAGAUAUCCAAACACCCAAAGGAAGUCGCAGGAACUUCAUAGAGCUGAUGAUGAGUAGUUCUCCUCAGGUGCGGAGAUCUCUGAUCAACCGUGGGUCACGCCUCCGGGACUCGGUUAAGAGCGAAGGUGACUCGGCGUCCCUCCUCUCCUCAGCCACUGACGAGGACUGCGCCUCGGUAACCCUGGACCCUCUAGAGCACGAGUGGAUGUUGUGCGCCUCAGACGGCCUGUGGGACAGCCUUCAGCCCCUGCUUGCUGUCGAACCCAGCCUGGUGACCAAGAGAGACUUUGUGACUGGUUUUACCUGCCUCCACUGGGCAGCUAAGCAGGGCAAAGCUGAGCUGCUGUCUCAGCUGCUCACCUUUGCCAAAGAGAACACUAUACCUGUGAAUGUGAAUGUGAGAUCAAGUGCUGGUUACACACCGCUGCACCUGGCCGCCAUGCAUGGACACACCCAGGUGGUUCGUGUCCUGCUGUCAGACUGGGAUGCAGACCCUGAAGCUCGAGAUUACAGCGGGAGGAGACCAAUGCAGUACCUGUCCCCACCGCUGGCCGCUGACCUGCUGGAAGAAGGAGUGGUCACCUCACCGGGACCUGAGUCAGACAGUGAGAACAACAACAGCGGCAGCGGCGGAGGUCGGGGCUGGAGAUUUGCCAAAGUCCUCCAAGGGAAUCUGAACCCGCUCCGGCUGCUGAAUUCACCAACAGAGGCAUCAGAAGAUGGAACGGGGAACGGGAAGAGUAAAGGGGGGAUGCAGAGGAAGACGUCUUUGAGCCGACUGAAUGCCCGGCUGCACAGAGGACGCCACAGAGCCCAGAUCAUCCACAGCGCCUCCUUCAGGGACACAGGAGAGGUGGGAAGAGGAGAGGAGCUACACAGCAGUCCUCUUCGAACGAGACCGCUGUCCAACCUGUUUGGAUAAAUCGACACCACUCUAAGCCAGCGACACAGAGCUGUACACCACCCCCAGGUGUUUUUAUUUGUAGCAUAGGUAUCUUUUUUUAUCUGACAGGUCAGAUAUUUUAGUGACAAAAUCUAAAAGUGCAGAAACUAACACAUUUUACAAAAUUAUGUUUUCUAAAAUUCUAGUUUAUUUUUGUUCCUGUUGCAGUUAUUGUUUGUCACUGAGGGAAGGGUACAGUCACGUGACAGUUUAUUUGCCUUGGCUACUGUGAAUUCUUUCAAACUUGAUUUUGUUCUGACUUUUUUUCCCCUUUAUUUAAUUUGGACAACUAACAUCACAAACAUAGUUUAAAUAUGUUACAGUACAGUUAUGUUCAUAAAAAUGCAAAAGCAACAAGCAGUAUUGUAGAAAGUUUUCACUUUGAAGCACUUUGAUUUGUUUCCUCACCGCGUUUCUGUUUGCAGAGUAAUAUAUUUACACACACUAUUAGUCUGAAAUUAGAUGGUGCUGACGUUUUGGGUUUUUUUGUACAUUCCUGUAAUGUGAACAAAUAUUUAAUUUUUUAAAGUGGCAGAUUUUAAUAUUCAGACAGUUGAAAUUGCAGAUUUUUUUUAUAACGAGCAACAGUGUACAGUCAUCAUGUUUGCACUUGUCACUUUUUAAAAUUGGUAGUAGAAAAAUCCAUUUGGGUCCCAGAUCUAUCUAUUUUUUUUUUAAUUCUAGUUAUAACAUCAAAAGGGGAUCAGAUUUUUACCUGUUUAAAUGCAAAGUUAACUGAUAUUCAAAAGGGGCUUGGUAAGUUAUUUCUCCAUUCAUUUUUGUUUAUUUAAAGUUGGAACCAAAAAGAGUUAGGUUCACUAAUGGGGAGAUAUUGCUAAGAAUUGUUUAAUUGUUUCCAAUUAGUUAUACAAAAACACAGAUUAGUAGAAGCACAGUCACCAACUUUAUAUACAUUUUUCUACUGCCGAUAACGUACCUCAAAUUUUCUGAAGCUAAUUCACUUGUUUCUACAUUGCUUUGUGUGAGGUGUGUAUGCAAAUGUUCAGACACUGAUAUUUAGAUAUUGCUCUCUGAAUGUCAGUUGCAGAGUUUUGCUUUGUUAUCUGACAUUUCAUUUCUAUAUUUACUCCAAAUAUGUGACACAGGAUUCAUUGGUUCAUAAGGGUAAAGGUUCAGGCAACCACGGUCAUAGAUAUCCGCCGGAAACAGCGACAUCAUAUGAAACUGAGACAAAGUCAAUAUUGUUCCCAUAUAUUAGUCUGACUUUGCAUGCACACUGUCAUCUAUUCAUCAAGCUCUGUUUUCUCUAAGGACUCUGGCCAGAAUGUGCCAUAGGUUUAGCAGCGAUUUCUCAAGUGGUUUCCCAAAUAUGUGAACCUUUCUUCCUCCCGAAUUUCAUGAAUGUUCUGUUACUAAUUUGUAGCAUUUGUACUUUUAUCACGGCGAUUCGUGUCAUUCUAUGUCUUGACACUUUUGAUGUAGAGAUUUUAUGUCAUUUUCUCAGCGGCAUGAGUAGAGGAAAUGGAAAUGCAGCACACUGUUGAUUCUUAUGUCUGUAUAAAGAAAAUGUGUUUCCAUUGUAAAACGCUGUGAAGUGAUUGUGUGGUGUGAAAUCACUGUUGACGAGCCACUUUUGUUUUUGGAUUAAUGUCUUAUCCAUACAUGUGAAAUAAAGAAGUUUUGUUUUUAUUUACAUAAACUAAAGUUUUUAAGUUUGUCAACUACACUGUAUCGUCCCAUUGAUGCAAGAGAAUGACUGUAUAAAGAAACGGCCUCGGUAAUAAUGAGAAGGUUUAAAAUGUAAAGAGCAGCUGUGAAUACUCAUGUUAACGUUACCAGGAUAGAUUAAAAAUACAAUUGAAGCGAGUCGCUUCAUCCGCCCUUCCUGCUGACACCAGCUGAUUGUCCUUGCCUGUUGGUGCUGAAUAAUUGAUGAUCUGACGACCCCAGCUUUGCUCCGGCAUUUACAGUAUAUCCACAACUUCCUGUCCACAUAGCCCACCAGACAGAUUAACAUCCAGUUCUUAUUUUGCACCUCUUGUUAUGCAGACUGACCUAAAGUCAACACUGCUGUUGUUGGGAUAUAAACUCUAUUUAAUCCAUUUUUGCAAAUACUUGAAAAUCUGAUUUUAUCAUGUUUAUCUUAAUAUACUUAAGAGAACCUAAGAGGACAGUCAGUUUUGUGUUUCCCUGUUAUGCUAUUUUUGUCAUUGGUUAGAGAAAGUAUAGAGUACAGAGGAAUUUAAUGCCCACAAG